This is a messenger RNA of Vespa velutina, 2309 nucleotides long. It is a transcript of the gene Swip-1, whose product is annotated as EF-hand domain-containing protein D2 homolog. The record is from RefSeq and is a predicted model, not a curated record. The transcript is spliced from 4 exons. Gene Ontology annotation, molecular function: calcium ion binding. Lineage: Eukaryota; Metazoa; Arthropoda; Insecta; Hymenoptera; Vespidae. Bases 348 to 938 code for a protein of 196 amino acids.
AAUGCAUGCCAGUGCAUGUGGUCUCAUCGUGGUGUGUGGUUCGUCUUUUAUUUCUCUUUUUCUCUCUCCCUCUUUCUCCCUUUUUCUCUCUGUCUCUUUUUCUCUCUCUCUCUUUCUCUUUCUACUGUCUCUUUAAUUUGACAGAACGAUUUAGCGAGGAUUUAAUUAACAUCAAGAAUCUUACGUUCAGUUAUUUACCUUUACUUAACGUUCUAACGAACUAGAACGAGAAAAGUCUAGCGGUACCUGCAGAGAGAAACGUGAAACUUCGUUCUAAAGGACAUCAAAAUAUAGAAAGAGAGAGAUAAUUCACUCGGUUGGAGGGAAAUCUUUGGUAAAGAUAGGAGAUGUCUGCAGACGCUGAGCUUAGUAACAUUCUUAGCAGGAGGCAACGGAUCAACGAGGAUCUCGAUGAGGGUAAAGAAGUGAAGAAACAAUACAGAUUUGUUAACGUCUAUACCGAAUUCCAUGAGCUCUCUCGCCGGGAGAUCAAACGAUACGAGCAAACCUUCAACAGAUUCGAUGAUGGACACGAUGGUUAUCUUGAUCUAAAUGAAUUGAAACGCAUGAUGGAAGUUCUAGGAGCACCUCAAACUCAUCUCGGUUUAAAGGCAAUGAUACAUGAAGUUGACGAAGAUGGUGAUGGACGUAUAUCCUUCCGCGAAUUUCUCCUGAUUUACCGUAAGGCACAUGCUGGUGAAUUAGAGCAGGAUUCUGGCUUAGGACAAUUGGCUCGUCUGACCGAAGUAGACGUGGAUGAGGUUGGCGUAUCAGGUGCCAAGAACUUUUUUGAAGCUAAGAUCGAGCAGCUUCGUAAAUCUAGUAAAUUUGAGGACGAAAUUCGUAUGGAACAAGAAGAAAGAAAACGUGAGGAAGCUGAGAAGGCAGCAAGACGCGCACAAUUUAGAGAAAAAGCUGCGAUUUUUAGUAAUAAUUAAAAGAGAAAGAAAAGAAAAAAAUAAAUAUAGGACAGUAUGAAAAGUUAUUUUUGGAAAACUGGUUAGGUGUCAUAUACUUUAUGAGAGGAUUUCUAUUUAAUUUGGUCAAAAGCACAAUAGGGCGAUCAUUAUAAAAGAUCAUUGAAGGGAUUCCGAUAGAUUUUGCACUUUUGCGAUAAUAAAUAAUCUCUAGCUUGAUCGUGCAAAUAACGCACAUUUACUUUAAUCCUUUUUAAUCGGAGCUUCAUUUAAUGAUUUAUGAAUCUCUAUCGAUUUUGAUUGAUCGGUUAAACUAAACUUCAAAGAACGAAUCUAAUGACUAUAUUAAUGUUUUAGACGUUGAUAUAUAUAUAUAUGUACAUAUAUAUAUAUAUAUAUAUAUAUACAUACAUACAUACAUACGUUAUAUAUAUAUUGAUGAAAAGAAUAACUUAUUGUAACACUUCGAAUAGAAAGGAUUAACAUAUAUUCGUAUCAAGAACAUCAAAGAUACUUGCAUGAUAAAAUCCUCUCCUUUUCUUUUAUAGAAAAAUAUGUUUUAUUCAGUUUUUUUUAUUCGUUAUGUUUACCUAUCUUUUAAGUUAUCUUAAUAAUUGUAGAAUUUCGUAUUGAACAAAAUAAUAUCUUUUUGGUAUUAACUACGUUCGUCUUAUUCGAAUAAUUUUUUUUCCAUUUAUAAAGUAAUCAUUAAUCAAUUUUUAUCGUAUUUGUGACAAAGUUAUGUUCUUUUCAUGUCGCGCCUUCUUUUUCUUCUUUUUCUUUUUUCAUUUUUUUUUUAUUAUGCAAAUAUUAACAUCUGAAGAAAAAAAAUAUAGUCAUUUGAUGAGAAAUUACAAGUGUUAAAUGGAGGGAGAAAAUUCCAACUAUUUUUUGCUCUAGUCAUGCAUUUAUCUUGAAGAGAUAUAUUUUUAAUACAAUUUCAUCUAGAUUUUUUAUGCUACACAGCUAUAUAAACUUCAUAGAAAUAGUAUAAGAAAAUUUUUAUAUUUUUUAAGAGUUUCUCUCUCCUUGAGAGUAAUGUGUGUCAUAACCAUUUGAAAAUAUAUUACUCCAAUGAUUUUAUUAUGUACUUGCAUAAUGUAAAAAUAAUUAAUUAAGCAUUCUAUAUGUCAUUUACUCGUAUGUAUAUAACAUCGAAAGUUUUGUCACAUCAUAUGAGAUGCAUUACUUUAGUACACACUAUGUAAAUAGUACCUAAGCUUUAUGCUAUUUUUUUGUCUUUCUUUUUUACUGAUUUUAUUAUAGAAAAAAAAAUGAUUUAUUUUAUAGAAAUGAUACGUUAAUAUUGUGAUAUGCAAGUUAUAUAUAUAUAUAUUGUACUUAAUUAGUGUAUGUUUCAAAUAAUGUAUAAACUGAAAUUUUAAUUAAGCA